Messenger RNA from Dendronephthya gigantea, 2850 nucleotides. RefSeq names its product guanylate-binding protein 2-like. NCBI's taxonomy places the organism in Eukaryota, Metazoa, Cnidaria, Anthozoa, Malacalcyonacea, Nephtheidae. The transcript is spliced from 13 exons. Bases 240 to 2264 code for a protein of 674 amino acids. Gene Ontology annotation, molecular function: GTPase activity; GTP binding. The record is from RefSeq and is a predicted model, not a curated record.
CUUUAUUUGUCUGUAAUUAUUGUGCUCACGCUGAAGCGACGCGAUAAUUUGUACACAGAGAAGUUUAAAUUAUGUAGAUGGCGGAUGCAAACAAACUUGAGAGAAGAUGGGGAACCAUGAAAAAGAUCUCAUUCUUCUACGAUGCUUACUUUGUAGCUCAGUGGCAAGAACAGGCUGUACCGGCAAAGCACAGGACUGGACGACUAGGUUCGAUUCCUGAUAGUUGGUGACUACUCCCGAUGAAUGAUUGUAAUAGGCUCCAACUUUUCUCCUUCAGCACAAUGAAUGGUGAACAAAAUGCUGUUCCUCUUUGUAUACCAAAUAAUUUCCAGUGGAAAGAAUCAGAAAGCCUGCUGGUGCCAAAACAAGAUGCCAAGCGGUCGGAGCUGAAUAUAUGCGAAGAAGGCUUGAAAAUUUUGAGGUCUAUAAAAGGGCCUCUCUGUGUUGUGUGUAUUGUUGGUCCUGCACGAACUGGGAAGUCCUAUCUCCUAAGUCAAUUGCAGGGCAGCAAGUUCAGACUGGGCCAUACCAUGAAAGCAGAAACAAUGGGGAUUUGGAUUGGCCGAACGCCAAUUAAGUAUCGCAUGAGCUCUGGUGAAAUUGUUACUGUUGUCUUCCUUGAUUCCGAAGGAAUUGGUUCCGCAGACAGUGUGGAUGCUACAGAUUCUACAGACAAUCAAAUAUUCACCUUGAGUGUUUUGAUAAGCUCGCUUCUGAUCUACAACAGUAAAAAUGUCCCGACAAAUAGUGACCUGGAAAAAUUACAUUAUGUUUCUAAGUUGUCGGACAGUAUCCGUGUUAAAAAGCAUGGUGAAAAUACCAUAGAAGAUGUGGAAAUGUUUAGAAAGUGUUCGCCUGAAUUUUUCUGGUUAAUCCGCGAUGUCACGUUAAAAAUAACCGAUAUCAACCAUCAGCCUUGUGAUAUAAAUACGUAUUUGGAACAAAAGAUCUUGAAGGAAGAAAGGACGUUGUCCACAACGACAGAAAGAAAAAAUGAAAUAAGACGAAACAUUAAAUCGUUCUUCAAGUCCGUUGAUGCCUUUACUUUACCAGUACCGUCGGACAAGGAACGGGUGCUGUCGCAAAUGGACAAACCAGAAUUCCGGGAAUACCUUAAUGAAGAGUUUUUGGAUAAAAUGGAAACAGUGAAACAGUUAAUAGAGGAAAAGUACCAUCCUAAGAGAGGAUUGAAUGACUCAGUAAUUACUGGAAGUCAGUUAGCUGAUAUGAUAAAGAGCUACGUAAUUGCUCUGAACACCAAAGGUUUCGUACCUGACUGGCAAUCAUUUUGGGAUGUCACAGUCAAAAUAGCAUACCAAAGAGCGGGUGAAACAGCGUUUGCGAUCUAUACGUCAGCGAUGUCUGAGCUGAAAUCAUAUUUCCCCUGUGAGGACGAGAAGAUAAUGAUGCAACAUGAAGAGAUCAUGAAAUACGCUAUUGCGCAAUUUAGAGAUGAAACCUUGAUGGAUCCAGAUGUUGAGCAGUUUCAAAGUCACCUAAAGGAAUUCACCAAACGCUGCUCGUCCUUUUCCGAUGCUGGUGAAUGCAAUGGAGGAUUUUUACAUUCAUUACUGAAGGAGAACUGGAAUAUUUCAACGACAUUUUGCGAAGAUAUCCUUAAAGAACUCGUCGAACAGCACUUGGAACCUGUCCUUGAAAACAUUAACCACGAGACAUCUUACGAGUAUGUGAUGUGUGUUGUUGGAGAAGUCGAAAGUCAUUACUGGGAACUGGGUGGUGCACUCGGCCCCGCCGCUGGAGAAGUUUAUAACAAGCAUCUUUUGAGUUUGGAAGACCGAAAGAAACAAAUGAUGAGGACAAUUUGCCAACUUAAAGAUUAUCACGAUGAAAUGGAAAACCAAAAGAUUCAAACAGCGCUGUAUGAAGCCGUGUGUCUAGAGUCUGAGGAGGAGAACGCACGACUCCUCAGACAAAAAGAAGCACGCGCAAAGCAACACGCUGAAGAGAUUAAAGCAAUACAAGAAGCUAACCAAAGGAAAAUUGAUCAGAUAAGACAAGAAAACAACGAGGCGAUCGAGCGGCAACACGCUGCAUUAAGAAAUCAACAUUCGGCAGACAUGGAGGGAUUGCGAAAUGAACACCGUAGGAUGGAGAAACAAAGAAACGAGGCGAUAGAAAAACUGCGCCGAGAACAGACCGGUCUUAAUCAACAACUUGCUGCCGCUAAUCGACAAGUCCAAGACUUAAGAAACAGGCCGGCCCAAGUUGUCGUUCAAAAGAAAAGGGGUUGUUCUUUGAUGUGAGAUAAAGGGAUUUGUCAUGGUGAUCUGAUGGAAUAUUGGACGGAAUUAUUGGAUGUAAUUAUCGGAGUAUUAAUCUGAUUAUACUGUACAGGGUGCCGGUAUAAAAAACCGCAGCAACCUCAAUAAUUCUCAGAGGCGUACGAUUUUUUGCUAUUGAAAAGGUAUUUUUUCAUACACCCUAGCUGUGUAUAUCAAACUCAUAAAAAAUAUAAUUCAUUUCAAUCGCGAUCAUGUAAGUACUUUUGCUGAGGUAAUGAUUCAGUACUCAUAGGCAAAGGGGGCUUAGGCGCUUACCCAGAUUGGUGAUAAGUCGGGUAAUUUGUACCUUAGAGAUAAAUUUGAGCAAAUAAAUUGAUCGUAUUUUUUGGAACCGGCGACUGUAAGUUAACUGUCUUUUGAACAAAAAAUGUAUGCCUCCUGCGGUUCGUAUACAUAAUAAUUUUUUAAUUUUUAGUUUGUAAUAGAAAUGUCCAUUCCGGCAUUCAGAAUCGUGAAACUUAAGCCUAUAGGUUAUACGUCGCAUUUUUUAGUCCCGUCGAAUGCAAUUCGAAGAUUCAAGAAUAGAUAAUUGUGAUAAUGAAGCUAU